AUGUCUUCAUCAUCCACUUUACGAAAUGCUCAAUCAGCUAAAUCAACCUCUCCUCCUCAUACGCCAAAACAGCAACUUCGUUCGGGUCAUAACUCCUUCAACAGCACAACAUCACCAGGCUCCUCUUUUCGGAACGAAGAUGAUGCGAUAAUAUUUGAAAUUGGAGCGCGAUGGCUCCGAGCUGGAUUUGAAGGCAAUAGCGCACCUAUAUGCGUUGUGGGAUUCGGACCAGAAGAGUCGAGGAGAGCAGGAGAUUACCGGGGUUUGAUCGAAGGCGAUUCUGGUAUGGGACCCUUGGCUGAGCCCAUUGACGCGGAGGAAUGGUCGAGGGAGUAUGAAUUAUGGGGACCUGACAUGAGACAAAUCGAUCUGGGAUUAGUGGAGGACAAGAUUGAACGCAUUUUUCGAGACACAUACAACCAAUAUCUGUUGACUGACGCCGGGCCGUCUCGUCUGGUCCUGGCGCUCCCCUCUCUACUGCCGCAUCCUCUAUUAUCGGCACUCCUUUCCACGUUAUUCAGCCGUUGGCGGUUCCCCAGCAUCACACUUCUACCAAGCGCAACCAUGUCGGCGACAGCUGCGGGGUUGCGGUCUGCUCUUGUGGUGGACCUUGGAUGGGCAGAGACAACCGUGACCUGCAUCUACGAGUACCGAGAAAUAGUGACAAAAAGAAGUACAAGGGCUAUGAAGACAGUGCUUCAAGAUAUGGGACGACUGCUCACUGGUCUGGCUUCCAGCAAAAACAACGAAGCAAAUACCAAUAAUAAGAUCUCAGUGGGAUUCAAAUACUGCGAGGAAAUUACUACUCGGCUUGCUUGGUGUAGUCCGAGUGCAGAGCCUGAUAAUAAAGAGGAAUCAACUCGUACCCUCUCUAUUCCUUCACCAAUCAAUCCAAACCAGGCAUUUAUCGAUGUGCCGAUUUCCCUCCUGGCAGAGCCGGUGGAACGUGUGCUUUUGGCAACAAACACCCCAGAAAGUGAAUUGGAUGAUGAAGAAAAAUCAAUUCCAUUACUGCUGUACAACGCCCUAUUAGCUUUGCCACCUGAUGCACGCGGGACGUGCAUGUCCCGCAUCGUCUUUGUGGGUGGUGGAGCUCGAAUCCCCGGUUUGCGGCAGCGUAUCCUUCAUGAAAUUUCUCGGUUAAUUGACCGAUACGGAUGGAGUCCUAUUCGAGGCAAAGCCGUUGAGCGACAGCGACAGCGACUGGAAGAACUUAAACUUUCAUCCCAAGCCAACGGAGAGAAACCGCCAUCAGGAACAAUAGUAGAAAGGCCAGAGCCCUCUCAGGAAGAACCGGAAUUGGACUUUGUGGAGCAGAAGCUGCGCCGUCAAAACAAAGACACUCGAGCUCCUGUUCAGGGUUUAUUACGCGAGAUUGAAUCUCUCGGACCCUGGGCCGGUGCGAGCCUAGUAACUAGCCUCAAGAUCCGGGGAAUGGUAGAGAUCGAGCGAGAGAAGUUUCUGCAGCACGGAAUUGCUGGCGGUAUUCGAGACUCGGAGUAUGCGGUCCCUGAUCGUCGAUCAGGUCUAAGGGCUGGUGAUCGAUCGAGCUGGACUCUGGCAGGCUGGGCCUGA
Penicillium taxi is the source of this 1575-nucleotide messenger RNA. Its product is annotated as putative actin-related protein RO7. The transcript has a single exon. Gene Ontology annotation, biological process: microtubule-based movement. Bases 1 to 1575 code for a protein of 524 amino acids. The record is from RefSeq and is a predicted model, not a curated record. NCBI's taxonomy places the organism in Eukaryota, Fungi, Ascomycota, Eurotiomycetes, Eurotiales, Aspergillaceae.